Molecule: messenger RNA, 1954 nt
Organism: Papilio machaon (common yellow swallowtail)
Lineage: Eukaryota; Metazoa; Arthropoda; Insecta; Lepidoptera; Papilionidae
Gene: nAChRalpha1
Product: acetylcholine receptor subunit alpha-like 1
Exons: 8
Coding region: 40-1635 (531 amino acids)
Biological process (GO): nervous system process; chemical synaptic transmission; monoatomic ion transmembrane transport
Cellular component (GO): neuron projection; postsynaptic membrane; synapse
Molecular function (GO): transmembrane signaling receptor activity; acetylcholine-gated monoatomic cation-selective channel activity
Source: RefSeq, a predicted model, not a curated record
AGGAGGACCCAUGUCUUACUGGGGUGGUGUUAGCCUAAGAUGGUGUUGGCGCUUGUGGUCGGAGUCCUGUGCGUGUGGGGCCGCUUGAGCGACGCGAACCCUGAAGCUAAGCGGCUGUACGACGACUUGCUGUCCAACUACAACCGGCUCAUCCGCCCCGUUGGUAACAACUCAGAUCGCCUCACUGUCAAGAUGGGACUGCGACUCAGUCAACUUAUCGACGUCAAUCUGAAGAAUCAAAUAAUGACAACGAACGUGUGGGUGGAACAGGAAUGGAAUGACUACAAGCUGAAGUGGAACCCGGACGACUACGGGGGAGUGGACACGCUGCACGUGCCUUCUGAACAUAUUUGGCUGCCGGAUAUCGUACUUUAUAACAACGCCGAUGGUAACUACGAAGUAACAAUAAUGACGAAGGCGAUACUCCACCACGACGGCAAAGUCGUCUGGAAGCCGCCCGCUAUCUACAAGUCUUUUUGUGAGAUUGACGUUGAAUACUUUCCAUUUGACGAGCAGACGUGCUUCAUGAAGUUCGGUUCCUGGAGUUACGAUGGCUAUACGGUGGAUCUAAGACAUUUAAAACAGACGCCGGACUCUGACCAAAUACCAAUGGGCAUUGAUCUAUCAGAAUACUAUAUCUCAGUGGAAUGGGACAUCAUGCGAGUGCCGGCGACAAGGAACGAAAAGUUCUAUUCUUGCUGCGAAGAACCUUACCCUGACAUUAUUUUCAACCUCACUCUACGGAGGAAAACCCUCUUCUAUACUGUCAAUCUAAUUAUUCCUUGUGUAGGAAUAUCAUUUCUAUCGGUCCUAGUCUUUUACCUACCAUCAGAUUCAGGAGAAAAGAUUUCUCUUUGUAUAUCCAUAUUGCUGUCUCUGACAGUGUUCUUCUUGUUGUUAGCAGAAAUUAUUCCACCAACAUCACUUACUGUUCCGUUAUUAGGGAAGUAUUUAUUGUUUACAAUGAUGCUAGUCACUCUGUCAGUAGUUGUUACGAUUGUGGUACUAAAUGUUAACUUCAGAUCUCCUGUUACACAUCACAUGGCACCGUGGGUACGAAAAGUCUUUAUUGAGUUUUUACCAAGAAUACUAUGUAUCCAAAGACCCGAAAAACCCGACGAUGAUGAUAAUGAUAAACCAACAGAGGUUUUGACUGACGUAUUUGGCGCUGACGAAUUGGACGGGAAAUAUAAAGAGUGGGGAUGCGAGGAGUAUGACUUACCCGGCAUGCCGCCCUCCCCGCCGCCGCCCCCUGGUGGCGAUGAUGAGCUAUUCUCACCGUCACCAGGCUCACCCUGCCGACUAGACUUAGACGACAGUAGUCCUUCUUUAGAGAAACCUUUUGUAAGAGAAAUGGAAAAAACAAUAGAAGGUUCCAGGUUUAUAGCUCAACAUGUUAAAAAUAAGGAUAAAUUUGAAAGUGUGGAAGAUGACUGGAAGUACGUCGCAAUGGUGUUAGAUAGAAUUUUUCUAUUCGCCUUCACGAUAGCAUGCGUUCUGGGUACCGCACUCAUUAUAUUCAGAGCCCCAACAUUUUACGACAACUCCAAACCUAUCGACAUUCUCUAUUCGAAGAUUGCGAAGAAGAAAUUGGAGUUGCUAAAGAUGGGCUCCGAAAGUGACCCGGGUCUCUGAAAUUCGUCUUACGUCUUCGGCCACUCGCCGCCGAAGACGUUCUGGGAGCUUAUAGUGAUGUGGUGGCAUGGAUGAUCAAUGUAAGCUUCCCAGCGGGGAACUGUGUGGCGAGAACGUUUUGUGCUCAGUGUGGUGCCAAGCGCCCGGUGCGCUGCGGGACGUCAUAACGCCGCGAGUGUGUCCGUAACCGUCUUUUUUAUAUAACAAAAAAAAAACUUCAAUUUUUCGAGACUGUGUCCGUCGAUAGUCGAAAUGUGAACGCAGAAACCUCAAACUAUAGCCGUAUUGUGUUGACGUUUCAGCCGUUUUUAUAUUUAUA